This is a messenger RNA of Salvia miltiorrhiza (redroot sage), 1056 nucleotides long. RefSeq names its product protein FAR1-RELATED SEQUENCE 5-like. Bases 176 to 940 code for a protein of 254 amino acids. The record is from RefSeq and is a predicted model, not a curated record. The transcript has 2 exons. Lineage: Eukaryota; Viridiplantae; Streptophyta; Magnoliopsida; Lamiales; Lamiaceae.
GGAAAGAAAAUUCUAACUUAAGAAAUGUGGAAGUUCUGCAACGGGUGGGUGCCCAUACACUGCGGUGUUCAGCUUCGAAGCUCAGAAUAAAUCGCCCAAAAACUGCUCACUUUCACUUUCGAUUCGCAAUUCUCUCCACAUUUCGUCUUAAUCCUUUGAUUGUAUCUCCAUCAACAUGGUAGAAGCAGCGGCUGGUGACUCGGACAAAGAGGAUUUGAACUCAAGGGACUCAGACGAAGAUGAUCUUGCUGAAGCCGAGGAGGAGAAGACGUGGUCGGGUGAAGGAGGUGAAGUUGUCGAACCACAUGUAGGUAUGGAAUUCGACUCAGAAGAUGAUGCUAGGAGAUUCUAUAAUGACUAUGCUAGGAGGGUAGGAUUCGUCGUGCGCGUCAUGCAACGCCGCCGUUCCGAGAUUGACGGUAGAACCCUUGCCCGCCGGCUCGGAUGUAACAAACAGGGCUUCUCCCCAAACACAAAAGGCAUGAUCGGGCCCGAGAAGAAGCCACGGCCCAGCGCACGCGAAGGUUGCAAGGCAACGAUACUAUUCAAGUUGGAGAAGUCCGGGAAGUGGGUGGUGACGCGUUUUGUCAAGGAACACAACCACCCUCUAGUCGUCACCGCCCAAGAAGACACGAAUGUGGUACGCCCUACGCCUUCCUCUUCUCAUAUUUAUCAAUUGUUUCAACAGAAGCUACCGGUUCUGAUUAUCUGUUCACGAAUGCAGCUCGAUAAGGACAAGAGGAUCCAAGAGCUCGCACGUGAGCUGCAACGGCAGGAAGAGCUCUGCGCUGCGUACAGGGAGAGACUGAUCAACCUUCUUUCGACCGUCGAGAGCCAAGCCGAUCAAAUGUCUUCAAAAGUUCUAGCAGUGGUUGAAAGUGUGAAGAAAGCAGAAGCAGAAGCUCUUACUGAAGCCCUAACAAUACCCUUGGAUAAAUAGCUGUAUAAUGUAAGAGUCAUGUUCAUGUUGUUAUUCUUAGUAUAUAUCAAGAUUUCUUUUAAUAUGUUAUUUUGUUAUUACUAUUAAUAAGAGUGCAACCUUUUUCACAGUGGCUA